Aplosporella prunicola CBS 121167 is the source of this 1536-nucleotide messenger RNA. RefSeq lists its product as uncharacterized. Bases 1 to 1536 code for a protein of 511 amino acids. The record is from RefSeq and is a predicted model, not a curated record. The transcript is spliced from 7 exons. Gene Ontology annotation, molecular function: monooxygenase activity; iron ion binding; heme binding. NCBI's taxonomy places the organism in Eukaryota, Fungi, Ascomycota, Dothideomycetes, Botryosphaeriales, Aplosporellaceae.
AUGCUCUCCACGACCCUCACCAUCCCAUCUGCUCCCACCCUUGCUCUUGUCCUUGCGAUCGUUCUCCCCGCCUAUGUCACUUUCACUGUCGUCUAUCGCCGCUAUUUCCAUCCACUCGCCAAGAUUCCCGGACCGUUUUUGCCAGCUGUGACAGUGCUGUACCAGACAUUUUACAAUGGGCGAUACUAUCGCAAGAUUGAGGAAAUGCAUCAGCGAUACGGCCCUGUCGUGCGCAUCACGCCCGACGAAAUCCACCUCGCCGACCCAGCGAACUACGACACCAUCUACCACAUCGGCUCGCCUUACAGCAAGCCGCCUAUCUUCUACAACGGCAUCAACGUGCCCUACUCCACCUUUGGCACCCCCAGCAACAGCCUGCACAAGCUCAAGCGCAGCCUCAUCAGCCCGCUCUUUUCGCGGCGACGCGUCCUUGACCUCGAGGCUGUUGUGCAGGACAAAGCAGCACGGCUGGUCUCACGCAUGGAAGCCGGCGUCCGGGACGGCAUACCUGUCGACCUGCAUCAUGCGUUCCGCGCGGUUAGUGUUGAUGUCAUAACUGACUAUGCGUUUGGCGAGUCGUAUCAUUUGCUUGACAAGCCGGACCUGGGCGCGCGCUUCUUCCGCAUGGUUGCAGGCGUCGGCCCGUCACUCUGGAUCUUCCAGGCCGCUCCGGCUUUGCAGCGCCUGGCGCUGAAGAUUCCGCCGUGGCUGGCUCCGUGGUUGAGCGAGCCACUGGGGCAGGUGACGAAGUUGCAGACGAAAUGCGUUGAGCAGGUCAAAGAUGUGCAGGCACGCAUGGCGACCGGAAAGAUGCCCUCCGAGCGCCCGACUGUAUUCUCGGAGCUACUCAACCCUGAAAACAGCGACGUCUUGCCAAUUCCGACGCCUAUGCAACUUAAGGACGAGGCGUACAGCUUCCUUGCGGCGGCGGCGGACACAACGGGCAAUGCCAUGAGUACUGCUACGUACCAUGUGCUUGCAAACAAGGGGAUCCAUUCUCGUCUGCGUGACGAGCUCGUCGACGCGUUCCCGGACCCGGAGGCGCCAUUGGACUUUGUCGCUUUGGAGCGGCUACCAUAUCUCACUGCAGUGAUCAAGGAGGGAUUAAGAUUAUCCUUUGGCGUUCCUGGGCGUUUGCCCAGAGUGACACCGGAAGGCGGUGCAACGUUCAACGGCUACUAUGUUCCCGAGGGCACAAUCGUCGGGAUGAGCUCGUGGCUUAUGCACCGUGACGAGGCGGCAUUCCCCGAGCCGAUGAAGUUCGAGCCCUCGAGAUGGCUCGACCCGGAGGACGCGCGCCGCCUCGACCGCUACAUGAUCCCGUUCGGACGCGGUUCGCGACAAUGCGUCGGCAUGCCACUGGCAUACUGCGAAAUUUAUGUGACGCUUGGGGCCUUCUUCAGGCGUUUUGCCGAUACACAGCUCGAGGUGUACAAGACGACGGCGCGGGACCUCGAAUUUGUCGAUUUUUUCUCGUCGUACUACAUCCCGGGGAGAAACUGGCUUAAGGUGGUGGGGCAACGGCGACAGAUAUAA